AUGGAGACCCCUCAACCCGAUAUUGUUGGGCGAGACGACGCCAGCUCCAUCGUCAGCUUCGAGGACAUCUCCCGCAAGGUCGGCAGGGCCAAGAAGCCUGCUUCCAAGGGAGUCCUCAAGAUCGACGGAAAGGUUCCGGAUGUCCUCCAUGUCAUCAAGUACAUUGGCUGGAACGACAAGGUUGUUGAUACUCGCCAGAGCACUCAGGCCUUCAAGGAUGUUCCCGAGUUCGAAGACGAUGCCGACAGUGAUGUCGAAGACGAGGAAGAGGGUGCUACAAAGGAGAAGCCUGUCCUUGAGAUCAUCACAAAGGUCUUCACCGAGAAGGCCACCAGCAGGCGCUCUCGUCGUGGCCCCCCUCGUGCUGGUCCAGGUCAAGAAGACCGACCCAUUACCGAGACCUUCGACCAAGUCAACUAUCGUUAUGAUGACUACUACUCAGAUGAAGAACAUGAUCUCGAGGCCUCGUCUCCAGACAUUGCCCGACCCUUCAUGUGCAUUCACUCUCAGCAUCUGAUCAAUGCCCUCAAGGCCGUUGUGGCUUACUACCCUUACAUCAACCUCGAUGGCAAAUUUGUCACCAUCAGCUCUCCCUACCGCGUUCUCUACCACCACCGCCAAGAGCUUGCCAAAUAUCGAGACAAUCAGCCUUCGACUCACGACUCGGAGUAUGCCGCCACCACCGCCAGCCACAUUGACGUCCUCCUCAAGUUCCUUGACGACAACCUCGGCGAGCAGAUCCGUCUUGAGGAGGAACGCCACAACCUCGAUGUUCCAAGAGCUACCUUUGAGUACUUCUGGCUUCUCCUCAAGCCCGGCGAAGUCAUCUACACAAAGCGUUACGGCAUCUGGACCCCGUACGUCAUCAGCAGUGUCAGCAUCAACCAGAACACCCACACUCCCGAUGCCUACAAGAUCUGCUGCUGGAUGCUCGAGACCAACGGCACCAAGGUCAACCGCUACAUGUACAGCUUCAACCUCUCUCCCUGGCUCGGAGAGCAGGCCAUUAGCAGCCUUCCCAUUAUCCCUGCCAAGUUCUGGCCCGAGGAUCUUGAGGCUCAAGGUGGACUCACCAUGAGGGAGAAGAACAUUGCCCUCGGUAAGCUGUACUGGGAGCUCCUGAAGCGUCCUACGUACAUGGACUAUGAGGGUCAGCUCGUCAACUCAGGAGCUACCAACAGACAGUCUCGAGGACCGACAGGCUUCAUGCGAGGUCGUGUCAUUUGUGAUGCUGCCGGCUUUGACAGCUUCUACUUCCUCGGUCCUGAUUCCAUGCGUGGAAUGGCCCGCUACCACCCUCCUCCUCGCUUCGAUCAGACUGCCCCUCCUCCCAAGGAUCAUCUGCCCAGGAACGAACCUCGAUGCGGAUGCCAGGCUUGUUCGUCCGACCGUUCGAGCCAGAGCAACGACAGCCCGUACCUUGGCUUUGAGGAUCUCGACCCAACUCACGACUCGCCUCCCGAUAGCGAUCUGUUCUAUCUCGUCUGCAGCAACACCAUCCCAGGCUUCAUCCUCGGCGAUCGUCGUUGGGGUCAUCUCGACCUCGCCAACUUGAAGCAGCUUCACACCGACAAGGAUGCCUUCAAGUACCUUGUCCUCGAUGAUGAGGUCAAGCUGACUGUCAAGGCUCUGAUCGGCAAGUUUGCGACUGACCUCGGCGCUGGCAAGAUAUCACCCUGGGGUAACGACUUUGUCAAGAACAAGGGUGAAGGUCGAAUCUUCCUCCUCCACGGUGCCCCUGGCGUCGGCAAGACGUGCACUGCAGAGUGUAUCGCUGAGCUGACCAACCGACCCUUGAUCGCUCUCACCAGCGGUGACCUCAGCGUUGACUCGUAUAAUAUCGAGUCCAACCUGAGCUACUUCCUUGAGCUCGGUCAGCGCUACGGCGCCCUCGUUCUCCUCGACGAGGCCGAUGUCUAUCUCGAGCGUCGUCGAUCCAAGGACAUUGCUCGCAACGGUCUCGUCUCUGUCUUCCUGCGCGCUCUCGAGUACUACCGCGGUGUUCUCUUCCUCACCACCAACCGCGUUCAGUCAUUCGACAACGCAUUCCUCAGCCGUAUCCACGUUGCCCUGCACUACAGGAGCCUCAACAACGAGGACCGAGAGCGCAUCUGGACCCAGAACUUUGACCGUCUCAGCCGAGACUCCAACGGCCUCAUCCACGUCUCAAAUGCUGCUCGCGAGUUUGUCUGGAGCAGCCGCGAGGUGCGCACCCUCAAGUGGAACGGUCGUGAGAUCCGAAAUGCCAUGCAGACAGCCCUCGCUCUGGCUGAGAGCGACGCUCAGGACGAGAACUCGGAGCGCAUCACUAUCAGCGAGAAGCAUAUGCGCGCUGUUGUCAAGAUGAGCCGUGGUUUCCGUGACUACAUCAAGAACGCCAGCGCUGUCGAGGGCUUCGAGGACACCCUGAACGAUGCUGAUGAUUCGGAUGACGAGAGCGACUAA
Molecule: messenger RNA, 2445 nt
Organism: Fusarium falciforme
Lineage: Eukaryota; Fungi; Ascomycota; Sordariomycetes; Hypocreales; Nectriaceae
Product: AAA domain-containing protein
Exons: 2
Coding region: 1-2445 (814 amino acids)
Molecular function (GO): ATP hydrolysis activity; ATP binding
Source: RefSeq, a predicted model, not a curated record